AUGAGUUUGCCGAAACUUAUUGUAUUUGACCUCGACUAUACUCUGUGGCCGUUCUGGUGUGACACCCAUGUUUCCAUGCCGGUGAAAGCACUGAACGACAAUCAAAUCAUUGUUGACAGCCAGGGUGACUGUUUCACGUUUUACGAAGAGGUUCCUAUGCUGUUGAAGCUUCUCAAUGAAAACAAAAACUUCGAGUUAUGCGUCGCCUCGCGCACCCAGACCCCCGCAGUGGCAAAGGCCCUUCUCCAGAACUUGCAUGUGGAUGGACAACCAUCUGAAAAAAUAUUCAGGAGCGUCCUCUAUGGCACAGGCUCAAAAGUCACACAUUUUGAGCAACUCAAAAAAUUAACGGGCGUAGAUUACCACGAAAUGCUAUUUUUCGACGACGAGUCGCGCAAUCGAGACGUCGAACAUAAGCUUGGCGUGGUAUUCUGUCAUGUCGAGAAUGGUAUGACAAUGCAUCUUUACAAACAAGGUAUUGAGCUAUGGCGGAAGAAUUACCAAAAACUCGCUCCAAGGCUCGCCAUUUCUCAAGAAUACCCCGUCGAGGCUGAUCAGGUACAAGCACUAGCGUAA
Wickerhamiella sorbophila is the source of this 576-nucleotide messenger RNA. Its product is annotated as Putative magnesium-dependent phosphatase P8B7.31. Lineage: Eukaryota; Fungi; Ascomycota; Dipodascomycetes; Dipodascales; Trichomonascaceae. Gene Ontology annotation, molecular function: acid phosphatase activity. The transcript has a single exon. The coding region runs from base 1 to 576 and encodes 191 amino acids. The record is from RefSeq and is a predicted model, not a curated record.